AUGGACCUCUUCAACGCUCGUUUUACCAUACAAGCGGCCUACGGUAUCCCAUCCGUCAUACUGUAUUUCAUUACUGUAGUCUUUCUGUUCAAAAAUUGGAAGCAGUUCGACACUUACUUCUUCCGGCUUUAUAUCGCUCAGUUUAUAACUGUGAGUUAUCUUUGAAGCUAUAACAUGAGCAAUAUGGGGUACUAUGAGCAAUAAACAUCCUUGAAAGGUGCCGUAAAUAGUAAAAGGACAAUUAUAUCACUAAAAGAAGUUUUUCAAUGGCCUAAAAGGAGAGCUAGAACCUUUAAGAUGAGAAGAAGUGAGCUAACAUGAGCAAUAAACUAUUUUUUAAACAUUUUAGAACAUUUGGACGUACGGCAACUCCUUCAUAACACUCCGUCUACCCCAGAAUACCUGCCAGAAUUGUUAUUUAUCCGAAUUUUUCCUUUCCCAUUCCAAAAAUCAAACCGAAGACGUCAUCCUGCCCUUGGACGUCUUCUACACGCUUCACUUCCAAUUCGCAUUUAUACAAUAUUCGAUUAUUACCAUAAACUGCGUGAAUCGCUUCACGAUGAUCUUCUUUCCAUCGGAAUAUCAGAAGGUACGGUAGGUUACUGUAGAGGUUACUGUAGGAAUUAGAAAAUUGUUUAUUAAAGUUAUCUGUCCCCUAUCUUUUUUCAAUUUUUCGUAUUAGGUUACGAUGGAAAACAUAAUACUGUAAUUUUUCUAAAGUAGCCGUCCGAAAAAGUUUUUCAACCGACCUGAUCCGGUUUGUCGCCGUUCCCUAAGCUUCUUCUUCUCUUUGAGACGCUCUAGGUUACGGUAAAGGAUUGAUUACUGUAGAUUUUUAAGACCGGAAGGCCAACUUCCAAAAAAAAAGGUAAGAGAGAAAAGCCCGAGUUAUAAAAAUUUUUGCGCCCGACCUGUUCCGACUUGACACCAAAGAUCACAUGACGUCAUUCAGAUCUGGCAGCUUGCAACGUGGCCAGCUCUAUUCUUGUCGAUUUUUCCUUGGUUCUACCUGACCGAAGAAAUUUUAUUCAGCAAGUGCUAUUAUGAAUAUGUGCCGACAAUGGAUUGUUAUGCGACUAAAACGUCUUAUGUUAGUUUUAAGAAUUCAAAAAUUAAUCGAUAAAAGGUCUAGGAAAAGCCCAAAGGAAGAAAUGGCCUCGAAAAAUGAUUCCUAGAAAAAAAAAAGCGCGAAAAAAGAGUCAAAUUAAGUAAAUUAGCAGUAGGGCGCACUUGUCAUAAUCCUCGCGGCUAUUUUUUCAUAAGGCGAUUUUUUCAAACUCCGAUCUUUGUGGAAAGCUACUGUGAUUUUGAAGCAGCUCCAUAACAUUAUCAACCAGAAAAAAAAGAUUUUGAGCCACGAAAUUCCCAUUUUAGGACUAUACAAAUCUCUACACUUUCUUAUUGUUCUACAUCUUCUCUACAGUAAGCUUCAACCUCACAGUCAAUAUUUUUUCCUGGGCUCGAGUGUACAAUUUGAAGAAAAGCGCCAUGUCCAAAGGCGAUUUCAAUCUAUUCGUCAUGAGCUUCGUCAUCUUCAUUUUUCAGCUUUUUUGCGGCGUUUUUGCGGUCAGUUCGGAAUUUUAAAAAAUAGUCACUGACAUCUCAAAAAAAAAAUGAUCGUUAUAGAAAUAUAGUUUUCCAAAAUGAGUUCUGAGCAGCAGUAACAAGAUUUGAACAUUUUUUCUUGAGAAGGGGUUUCGACGCUCGAGAUUGAGUUUCUGGGUUAACCUGAGCAAUAAUGAGGAAUGACGAAAGAUUGACCAAAAACUAAACCGACCAAUACUGAGAUUUGAAACUUUUUUUUAAAGUUUUUAUAAAAUCGAGUUUCCGAUGUAACCUGAGCAAUAAGGAGAUGUUCUUCAUAUUCGAAAAGAAAAGACCGAAAAUGAGUUUCGAACUCCGUUUUUAAAAAAAAGGAUGAGCAAUUCUGAAACGAUUUCGUGGUCAAAUUCAAUAUAUUUGCUUAGAAAAUCUAGAAAAAAAUGUUGAACCUCGGUAAAAGUUGCAAUACAACAUUUUCGUGCUAACAUGAGAUAUAAUGAGUUGAAAUGAACUCAAUCAUCUUUUUAAAAAUAUAAAGCUCAAAUUUCGAAACAGGUAGCUAAUAUCAGCAAAACUUCGAAAUUAUGAGCUAAUAUGAGCAACACGGAUCAAUUUCCAGGCAAUCAACCGUUUCUACAUCACUGACGUCCAUAAAACCUCGUUUUGGUCCCAAUACGGAGCUCUUUUUAUUUCUUUCGGCUCCGACGCCUUGACCCAUUCAAGUCCUUGGGUACUGAUCGUUUUCAGCUCUAAGGUGGGCUAACAUGAACAACGUGAUCAUUUUGCCAAAAGCUUUCAGGCCCGAAUGUGUCUCCUGGAACUUUUUGGUUUCCGGAAGAAGAAAAUGAUCUUCACCAGCAUCCGAUCGAAGGCCUCCACUGUGAGCCCGUAACUUCUGUGUAGUGGUCCCAUGAAUGGUAUUUAUUGCUCAUGUUACUGAUUUUCUAUGGAAUAAAGGAGUUUUUCGGAGCUGAGGUCAAAUUCCAUAGUUUAGAAGUCGUUCUCAAAUCCCUUGAGAUCGGUUCUCUAGUUCUGGAGGUCACUAGAUCGACUCCUGGCCAGGUUUUGCCAUUUUUAUUGACUCUGGAAGAUUUUUUGAAAAAUGCAGGAGUUGCAAUAG
Caenorhabditis auriculariae is the source of this 2662-nucleotide messenger RNA. Lineage: Eukaryota; Metazoa; Nematoda; Chromadorea; Rhabditida; Rhabditidae. The record is from the annotation of a GenBank genome assembly.